UGAUUGAGGUCUUGCUAUGAAUCGUAAGAAUCUUGUUAAAAUCUAUUAAGAAUUAAAAUCAUUAAAGCUUAUACCGCAAAAAAAGUGUUGUGUCUAAUCCCAUAGAAAUUAGACCUCAUUUGGACAAACUGAGAACUAAAAAUCAGUGCACGAUUAGUUCACAGAACUAAAAAUUAGUGCAUGUUUAAAUGCAGCUAAUUCUGUCUAAAACAAAGUCCAAAUUCUCAUGAAGCUUGUGGUGGACAGAAAGAACUUGAAAUUUCUGGAAGGUUGAUGCAAUUAAUGCGCCACUUAGCACAAAUAAAAGUUAAGUAGAAAACUAUCAAUGAUAAUUGGGAGCCCUUUAAGAAUGUUUUAUUGGUACCUUCAGAAUCCCACAGCAGAGGGGAAAACUUCUUGGCUUAUGGGGAAGCAUUCCAGUUUAAAGAGAAAAUGAAAGUACUAAUAAAAAAAAAUAAAAAUUGAUGGGACUGAUGCAGGCUUAAAUUAACCAGGUUCUUGCUGUUGCAGACAACUCCCAUCACAGAAUCUUACUUGGAAGUGUAUUUAUGUCCUGACUGGAAAUAAUUCCCUACUGAGUGAUGACUUUCCCGAACUCAGGGGACUGUGACACCCCAAGUGACCAUGACCUGUGGUCCCCAGGGCUGGUGUGGUCUCCAAAUGCUUGAGCUGUUUAAUGGACACAUGCUCUGCUGCUCCCACGCUGGGUCUUGGUACGCUACUGGUUUGAAAGGACAGUUCUGGUUUUGUGAGGAUGUUGAGGAUAAAACACAGCGGAAAGAGUUCAGGGCAGAGCCAAAGUGCGAUUAGUAAAUAUGAAACUUCAUUAAAAAAACCUGAUGUAGAGACAUGAAUUAUUAAGUAGCUGCAUGUGGCACAAAAAAUGCAUAGAAAUUUCUGCAACAAAUUGUUAAAAGUAAUAACAAAGGCCAGAGAUUCAAGCUGAACAGACACAUAGGACAGAAAUAAGAAUUUUAUUUAUUUUUUACCUGGGGUUGAUUAAUCCUCAGAACUCCUAUAUCUCCUCCAGACCAUGCUCUCUCUAGAUUGCUUUGAACACAAAACAGAUGCUUUCCUAAGGCAGAUGUUCUCCUUCCAGUGCACCUGGUCAGAUCAGGAAAGCACUAGAUUCCUUUCCAAGGGUUAAAACUGAUACCUCAAAAAAUUAUUCUGAUCUUGAGACAAUAUUCUUUCCCCUUUCCAGCUGCACCAUGGCAGCACUACAGACACCCAUAAGAAAAUGAGUUUUCUAUCAUGGGCACACGGGAAGACACUCAGCAAAAAGAAAAAUAUGCACUUUCAUUUCUUAGGCUGUGCAGUGGUUAAAUUUCCCUGGUGAAAGUGAAAUCCUUGCAGUGGAGGCUUAAAGAUGGUCUGUGGUGAAACCUGAAUUACAGUAGGGUAUUUCUGGUAAAGUGCUCCUAGAAAAAACAUACUCCUUUAAUCAGAGGUACUGAUGGUGCAAACCCAUUGUAAGGGCAAGUUGACAAUUUCUGUGGGGGAAAAACCAGCUGAAUCUGUUAAUGAUUUGAGGUCAGAUUUGAAAAAGAGCUUUGAUGAGGAUUUUCUCUUACUUUGAAACCAUUUCAUUCAGACUUUCUUAAAACAAAACUUUUAAAAUGCUUGUUUUGAAGCAAUGCAUUACUCAGAAAUCAUAUUUUGUGAAGAGAAAAAAAAUUGAAAAAAACCCCAAUGCUUUCCUAUCAAGUAAAGUUUCUUAUUAAUUUUGUACUCCCAUUAUGUAGAAACUGUUUGCUGAACUUAACUACCUGUGCAAGGCACAACAAUUUGUGCUGCAGGACUAUAUACAUUUAUAUCAGGACUAGAGCCCACCCUUGUGGCAAGAGGUGUUUAUUGAAUUAGGAGUCACAUCACUUUGGUAAAAAGGAUUACAGUCACCUUUCCACAGCACUCGAGAUGAUGUUUUUCUUCUCAUUAGGAAUUCUAACUUUCCUGGAUCCUUUGCAUUUGACAGUCAUAAGUGACGGCAAUGCCAUGCUCCAGUCAGUAGAUUCUACCUUCAGUUGCAGGAAGGGACAUGUAGUUAGGCACUACUUUUUUAAAAAAGAGGGGGAAAAAGCUUGUCUUACUCUGAUUUAUUUCUUUUAGGUAGACAACCUGCACGGUCUGUGGCAUCUCCAGUGUUGGAGGCUUUUAAGAGCUGUCAGAGAACUCUUCGUCAGAGAGGAAUGGCUGGCACCUUCUGCCGUCUGCUGGCCGGCCGUGCCUCCACUGCGCUGUUUGCAGCCGCGGGCACAGGGGUGCUGACCACGGGCUACCUCCUAAACCAGCAGAAUGUGAAGGCUGCUGUGCAGGAGAAGAGGAAGCUCUAUCCUCCAAGCGCGGACUAUCCUGACCUGCGCAAGCACAACAACUGCAUGGCCGAGUGCCUCACCCCCGGCAUCUACUCCCGGCUUCGGGACAAGAUGACCCCCAACGGGUACACCUUGGACCAGUGCAUCCAAACCGGGGUGGACAACCCUGGCCAUCCUUUUAUUAAGACGGUGGGAAUGGUGGCAGGGGAUGAGGAGUCCUAUGAGGUGUUUGCUGAGAUUUUUGACCCUGUCAUUAAAUCGAGACAUAAUGGCUAUGAUCCACGGACAAUGAAGCAUCACACUGACCUGGAUGCAUCCAAGAUCACCCACGGGCAGUUCGACGAGCGCUAUGUGCUCUCCUCGCGGGUGCGGACUGGGCGCAGCAUCCGUGGGCUCAGCCUCCCUCCCGCCUGCACCCGGGCCGAGCGCAGGGAGGUGGAGAACGUCGUGGUCACUGCACUGUCUGGGCUCCGGGGGGACCUCUCAGGCAAGUACUACAGCCUGACCUCCAUGACUGAGCGGGAGCAGCAGCAGCUCAUCGACGAUCAUUUUCUCUUUGACAAGCCAGUGUCCCCCUUGCUAACAUGUGCUGGGAUGGCACGUGACUGGCCAGAUGCCAGAGGAAUCUGGCAUAACAAUGAGAAGACAUUUCUCAUCUGGAUUAAUGAAGAGGACCACACCAGGGUGAUCUCCAUGGAGAAGGGUGGCAACAUGAAGCGGGUGUUUGAGAGGUUCUGCCGUGGUUUAAAAGAGGUUGAGAGAUUAAUUAAGGAACGUGGCUGGGAGUUUAUGUGGAACGAGCGUCUCGGGUAUGUCCUGACCUGUCCUUCCAAUCUGGGCACUGGUCUGAGAGCUGGAGUCCAUGUGAAGCUGCCCAGGCUGAGCAAGGACCCCAGGUUUCCCAAAAUCCUGGAGAACCUGCGCCUGCAGAAGCGCGGCACUGGUGGAGUAGACACAGCAGCCGUGGCUGAUGUGUAUGAUAUCUCUAACCUGGACCGCCUCGGCCGCUCAGAGGUGGAGCUAGUCCAGAUUGUCAUUGACGGGGUCAAUUACCUCGUUGACUGUGAGAAGAAACUGGAAAGAGGUCAAGACAUCAAGGUGCCACCUCCGCUGCCUCAGUUUGUCAGGAAAUGAUGUUGCUGCUGAUUGUAGCAACUGAUGGUAAACUGGUGGCUGCCAUUCUGAUGGGAAGGCACCUCUGUAUAUGUCUGUAUAAAUAUGUUGUGUAAUAAAACACUACCUGAUA
This is a messenger RNA of Pipra filicauda (Wire-tailed manakin), 3561 nucleotides long. It is a transcript of the gene CKMT2, whose product is annotated as creatine kinase, mitochondrial 2. Gene Ontology annotation, biological process: phosphocreatine biosynthetic process. NCBI's taxonomy places the organism in Eukaryota, Metazoa, Chordata, Aves, Passeriformes, Pipridae. Bases 2190 to 3449 code for a protein of 419 amino acids. The transcript has 10 exons. Gene Ontology annotation, cellular component: mitochondrion. Gene Ontology annotation, molecular function: creatine kinase activity. The record is from RefSeq and is a predicted model, not a curated record.